AUGGAAAGCAGUCCAUACCGAGAUAAGCAAAAACCAUCAAAAUCUCAAGCCCAGCAACGGCGGCAAAUGGAAAACUACGAGUUCUCUCAAUUAGCGAAAGAACUUCCAUUGGCUAGAGCAAUUUCAGGACAACAUAUUGAUAAAACAACAAUGGUUCGACUCGCAACUGCCUACAUCAAGCUAUACAACAUAUUCGGUCAAUCAAGAAGAGCAUACAGCUCUGCAGAUUACUACUAUGGAAGUGAUUCCCAUUGGACCAAUAAUCAUUUGGAUCUACUCGAUGGAUUCUUUGUGAUUCUGGAUCGUCGUGGAGAUGUUCUUUAUAUAAGCGAAACGAUUAGCAUUUAUUUGGGACUGUCACAAGUUGAAAUGACAGGAAAUCCAAUGGUAGAAUAUAUCCACGAACAAGAUAUCAAUUGCUUCAAUUCCGCAUUAAACUACUGUGAUCGUUACUGGCCUCAAAUGUGCAAUGUCCGAGUGAAAUCUAGUCUAACCAAACGAGCGAAUAAAGAUGCAGUACGUGCAUCGCCUGGCUACAAAGUGCUUCGUCUUGAAAUCACAAUGGGACCCAAUCCAAAUACCCGAAUGAUUGCUUGUUACCCUAUGCCUACACCUGUUUUAUCUACAGUAACCAUAUCUUCCAAUUCGUUUGUUAUCAUCACUUCAAUAGAUCUUCGUGUUACUUAUGCUGAUGAAAAAGCUCAUCAACUUCUCAGAAAUACUUUUUUUCCUGAUUCAAAUAUCAAAGGAUUGUCUUUCUAUAACCUUAUUGACGUCGGAGAUUCUGAAGUAAUUUCCAAAAUGCACUUUGAUAUUUUCAAUUUGGGAGCUUAUAAGACUCCAUACUAUCGGAUGAUUCUCAAUCAAACUAGCAGCACUUUUUACGUUGAAUCAAAUAUUUUCCGUCAUACAUGUAUUUCUUCGAAACAAUUCAAUGACUCGAUCACAUUUGUUUCCUCAAUUCUAUGA
This is a messenger RNA of Caenorhabditis remanei, 969 nucleotides long. RefSeq lists its product as uncharacterized. The coding region runs from base 1 to 969 and encodes 322 amino acids. Gene Ontology annotation, molecular function: protein dimerization activity; RNA polymerase II transcription regulatory region sequence-specific DNA binding; DNA-binding transcription factor activity, RNA polymerase II-specific. Gene Ontology annotation, biological process: regulation of DNA-templated transcription. The transcript is spliced from 4 exons. The record is from RefSeq and is a predicted model, not a curated record. Lineage: Eukaryota; Metazoa; Nematoda; Chromadorea; Rhabditida; Rhabditidae.